Messenger RNA from Amaranthus tricolor (Joseph's coat), 1481 nucleotides. RefSeq names its product zinc finger AN1 and C2H2 domain-containing stress-associated protein 11-like. NCBI's taxonomy places the organism in Eukaryota, Viridiplantae, Streptophyta, Magnoliopsida, Caryophyllales, Amaranthaceae. Gene Ontology annotation, molecular function: zinc ion binding. The coding region runs from base 336 to 1214 and encodes 292 amino acids. Gene Ontology annotation, cellular component: cytoplasm. The transcript is spliced from 2 exons. The record is from RefSeq and is a predicted model, not a curated record.
AGAAAACUUGAACGUAAAGUAUACUCCCAUAGUCCCAUAGAAGUUUAAUUUAAUCAAAUCUAUAAUUGGGAGUUGACUGGUUCUUGUGAUUGGUCCAUUAUUAUCACCCAACCCAGAAAUUUGUUCCUAGAUCCCCUCUUCUCUACGCGGAAUCGGAAAUUCUGAAUACGCCGGAAUAUUCCGAUUUCUGAUUUCCGCCGCCUUAAAUUCUCUUUAAUAGAAUCAUCCAAAACCUCACUUUAAAUUUCAAUAUUCUUCCUUUUUCUUCAAUUCAUCUUUUCAAAUCUGAAAAAUUGCAGAACUUUUUCACAAAUUGAUUGAAGGUAAAAGGAAGUAUGGGAACACCGGCAUUUCCAAACCUGGGAAAACAUUGCUCUGUUGAUGAUUGCAAGCAGAUUGACUUCCUCCCUUUCACUUGUGACCGCUGUAGCCAGGUAUUAUGCCUUGAACAUCGAAGCUACAAGCAGCACCGAUGUCCUCAUGCUGACCACCAAGGCGUCACUGUCGUAAUUUGCCCACUUUGUGCUAAAGCAGUUCGCUUGAUUCCUGAUGAAGACCCAAAUAUCACUUGGGAAUCUCAUGUUAACACUGUUUGUGACCCAUCAAAUUAUGAGAAGGUUUCAAAGAAGAGAAAAUGCCCUGUUGUUGGAUGCAAGGAAAUCCUUGUGUUCUCGAAUACAAUCAAAUGCAAAGACUGUAACACGGAUCACUGCUUAAAACAUCGGUUUGGCCCCGAUCACAAGUGUGCUGGACCUCCUAAAGCCAGCACUGGAUUCCCAUUCAUGGGCCUCUUGAACAACAGUAGUAGAAAAGAAGUGCCAAGGCCCAAUCGGGCACCAGUCCAAUCGACAUCAUCAGUGUGGUCCCGGUUUCUUAAUGCAGCAUCAUCAGCACGAGCCUCAGCUGAAGCAGGCAUGACAAAGUUGAGUAGUGACUUUAACCAAGUACUUCAGGCUGGACAAGGCAGUAAAAGUAGCUCAAGCACUUCUGAACAUGGGGGACGGGAAGUAUGCCCACAAUGUAACAUGAGGUUUUCAUCGGUGACAGCACUCGUGGAGCACGUGGAAAAAGUUCACGAGAGAAGUAAUAACCGCCCUAGUGUUAGGAAGUUGUCGGUUGAUGUUUGCCCGAAAUGCAGCAGAGGAUUUAGGGAUCCGGUGGCUCUAGUUGAGCACGUUGAGAAGGAUCAUGGAGGUACCUCAAAGGCUUACUAAGUUUCUUUCUUCCGUUCACCUUCACUUUCUCGAUGACCGAUUGUUUGACAGGCCAAAAUUGUCAAUUAAUAGUGAUCAGAUUUAUAUAGAUCUUGGGUGUCUACUCUGGGUUAGUGAACCGUAUGAACUCGGAUUCAUUCUGUAUUGGCAAUUACAAGAAGUUUUAUCUCAUUGUUUUUAUGGUUUUUAUUAUUUUCGAGGUGGAAAAUUGUAUAUUCGAAAGAUACAAGGGAAUGGAAAUAUAGUGUAAGUUUUGUUCAUCUCUAA